AUGGCUGCACGACCAAAAAAGUUGAAGAAGGACUGGCAAGCCCUAUAUUUCCUUUUGACAGCUCGACUGCCAAAGUUGACUGUUCUGGGAAACACGCAACCAGGGCAUUGUGGGGGUCAUGAAUUUCGAAAUUCGCCGAUUUCGCAUUUUGUAUUGAAAGUUCAAGCUGAAGAGCUCGUAGAGGAUUUCCUGGAUGAUGUGACAUGGAAUGGAGGCACCGACAUCGCAUUCUCCCCAGUGCAGAGGAGUGAGCCUGUCAUUGGGCACCAGCUCAACCCCAACUUCAUAGGGAUUGGAGGAUUUGGAGCCAGAGGGCUGCCUUUCCUCAGACGAAUUCAAAAGAUCGUGCCAGGCUUGAUUGGACAGUGGCUGGGCUGA
Laccaria bicolor S238N-H82 is the source of this 378-nucleotide messenger RNA. RefSeq lists its product as uncharacterized. The record is from RefSeq and is a predicted model, not a curated record. The transcript has 4 exons. The coding region runs from base 1 to 378 and encodes 125 amino acids. NCBI's taxonomy places the organism in Eukaryota, Fungi, Basidiomycota, Agaricomycetes, Agaricales, Hydnangiaceae.